Cyclospora cayetanensis is the source of this 2259-nucleotide messenger RNA. RefSeq lists its product as uncharacterized. NCBI's taxonomy places the organism in Eukaryota, Apicomplexa, Conoidasida, Eucoccidiorida, Eimeriidae. The record is from RefSeq and is a predicted model, not a curated record. The coding region runs from base 1 to 2259 and encodes 752 amino acids. The transcript is spliced from 6 exons.
AUGGCUCCUCAUGACGGCCUGUUUCCCGUAGACUUGCCCAUAGUUGGGCAGACGGAUCUGAAUCAAUACACUCGCAGCAGCAGUGUGAGCGCUUUGAAUCAUGAUUUGAACACGGAUGCUCCUGCUGCAGCCGUCUCGGACUUGCCGCUCGAAGCCGCAGCGAGCUUCGAUUGUUUUUUUAGGAGUAGCAGCCCUCUCAAGCUAAGGCGCAGUCUGUCCCCGUACGAACUGGAAGAACACAGAGCCCUCGUCGACGAAGAGGGCGGGGAGAAGGGGUGCUCCCGCGAGCGGUGUCUUGAAACGCGCUUCAAGAAUGUAGCUCUGUGCCUGUGUGCGCGCCAAGGGUUGCUGGUGCUUCUGCAGUGGAAGUACCUUCUGACCUUCAUCCCUGUUGCUCUGCUGCUGGCUUGGGGCUUGCGUCUCGUGUAUCUGAAGUCUGCGCUGCAAGCCAUCCUGGCAGCGGAAAAAGAGGCGGCUUCCAGAGUUGCAUCCUUCGAACAAAUCGCUGCCCUCAAGGAUCUCUCUUCAGACGCGCUGAGAGGACUUGCAGCCUUGCCAAUGGCGCCUAGGACUGUUUCUUGCUGGAAUCUGCAGCAGUACACCCUGCCGCUGCGCUUUCAAGAGCAGCAGCAGCAGAGGGCAGCUGCCUUCGACCUGCUGAAGUCAGCUGCUGCAGCCACAGUGCCUUCUCCAGCAGAUCUCUACGAGGCUGCACCCUGGAGACAGGACGGUGUUUCACCCUCGCUCUCGAUUGCUGACUGGUCUGCCUUCCCAAGGCAGAACCAGCACCAGCAGCAGCAAGAGAACGCACGAGUCAACGACUCGCGGCAAGCCGGAAGGGCGCUGCCCGAAGACAGCGGCGCUCAGACGCGCAUGUCUUCAGUGUCUGUCUGCACAUAUGGCGAUCCGCGGUAUGGGGUUGUUGUUACAGCUCCUCUGGCGUCGCUUGUAAACUCCGCAGAGAAUGGAUGUAGCGAUAGCUGCUGCGCGCUGCCCUUCUGGAAGGUCGAGAAGGAUGCACAUACGCGAUUACCGCAGAAGAAGAAGGAAGAAAGGGGAGGAAAGGCUGUCUCCUUCGACGAUGACACAGGCGGACUGUGUGGCGAGGAUCAGAGUAGCGACACCAGCAGCCCCUCCCUGUACAACGGGUGCAACACUUUAGAUGCACAUCUCGCUCUCCACAACAUGCAUGCAGGAGCUCGCGGAAAGGGAUUUCGACUAACAGGCAUUCCAGCGGUAGAUGAAGCUCUUUACACGCAUGCAAGACGCCUCAGACGACGCGUGGUGCACUUCGUUAGCGGGCCGGAGCCGUUGACACAGAGGGAGCUUUGGACGUUGGAUUCAACUUUUGCUGCUAUGCCUGGAGCUCUCGUGCGAUGGCACGUCGUCUCAGCGACGUGCGGAGGGGGCGGCAAGCACUCGCCAGCAGCGGCAGCCUCGAGGCGAGCCAUGUCGCCUCCAGAAGAUGCCCUCCACGAGGAGACUCUCAGCUGUCUCGCCGAAGCUCGAGAAAUUCACUUCGCCCAAAUGCAGCUUUUCUGGCGCACAGGAUUCGACCUGCAGUACGUCCAGCACGUCGAUUUAAAGAGCUACUUCGCAGAUCUUCCACUGGAGCGUCACGCCUCAACGCUGAUGCGUCAGCCUCUCGGCCCUGCUGCGCACAUGCAGCACGUUUUGCAGCAUCUGCUGCGAACUUUGGUGGCGGAUGUUUUGCGCGUGGCUCUCGUGUACGUCGAGGGAGGCGCAGUCUUUGCCUUCCAUGCUGGGCAUCCUCGCCUUCGAGAAUGGAUUGCAAAUGUUGCUCUUCUACUGGACGGUGAGCUCGCUGGGGAGGAGGGGAGAGCUGAUCGGAGGAGUUACAGCCCGUGGAGUUGGGCAGGUCGAGAUGGAAAGACGUUAGAAGAUCUUGUGCGAGCCAACGAAGAGGCGGAGAGGCGUUUCCGCGAAAGCAGCAGCAGCAGCAGCGAUGGCGACGCGUCUUUUAUGCGGAUGCUGCUGAUGCCUUGGGGAACGAUGGGGACGCGUUCUCUUCAGUUUAUGCUGGAUUUGUGGGCAAGAGCUAAUUUGCCCAAUCUGGAUGCGAGUUGGGGGGUCGUUUUUUGGCGAGAUGCCUGCGCUCUCUGCAGCGAGAACGCGACGACAGGAGGAUGUGCGUGCGCAGUCUCUAGAGGUUCGAAAACAGCAGCAGGAAGUGCUCCAGCAGACCAAGCGGGAGGAGGAGACAGUCGAGCUUUUUGCGGCGUGGGCGUGCCGAUUUGA